AUGCAAGCAUCAGAGCGACGACUGGCAAGACGACGGUCAGAGCUUGGUAGAUAUGCGGGUUCUGCUUCCCUCAGGAGUGCCGCUUUAUCGACCGCCGCCAAUGCCGUUGCCAGCGUUCACGACAGUCAUAACCAUCCGAGCCUUCGACAAGUCCUCGCGACUCUCAUUUGUUGCAAGCACACGCUUGAAGAGCUCAUGCUUGACCUUACCUGCUCCGCUGUAGCUUGUUCCUGGACGCACUCACUCAACGAUGACCUCUCCGAGUUUGAACAUGAGCUGUCUUCGCUCUCCAAGCUGCGCGAACUGUCUAUCCGCUCGCCCAAGGGCUGUGAGUUCAGAAGUGGAAACGUGCUCGCCAUUAUUGCUGACCAUCACUACCCUGUCGAUUGCUCGCCGUAGACAUUCCACCUGGGGCGCGCCGACUGCUACGAGCCGGUCUGGGACGCAACGAGGCGCUGCACAAGCUGAACCUCUUUUGGACUCAUCCCGGCCCUUUGGAAGCCAACACGCAAUCGCUGCGCGAGACGCUCUCGGCGUGUCCUCAUCUGGCAACCCUGCGCGUCUUGAGUGCCGAGCAGGACCCGGAGCAAGACGCCGAACAUCAGUCCGCAUCUCCAUACCCAGACGAAGUACAGCAUGGUACUUCGUCAUUUGGUGAUCUGCAAGAUGGCCACUCGAUGUGGGAUCAACGCCACGCCGAUCGACGAACUUCGCGUGUGAUCGAUUUGGCGCAAGGAGUCGCUCCUGAUAGCCCAGAGGCCGAAUUGAACGCUUCAGCUGUCAGUGCGGCCGUACUGAGCGACAUCGAUAAUACGGCCCUCGAUGUUCGACCAUUGAUGCGACGACCAUCCAUCAGCCCCCGCGAAAGCCAGACUUCACAAGACGCCGCAUGGGCGAUCGGCCGUUCUGUCAGCCAAAACUCGCUAGGUCUGACGCUGGACGGAAGCUGGGAGCUUCCCGAUGCUGGUCAGACAGAGGAUUCGAUGCGCACCACUAUUGACGAAGAUAUAACGGUCCAGUGGAGCGCUCCAGAAGCCACCGACCGACCGGAUGAAUCUCUUCCCGCCGCUUUUGUGUCCCGACAAGCACCGCAUCCCGUCCUGCGAAGGCGGCGCAUGUCGGUACGCUCCUGCAGGUCGACAUCGUCUUCGCACGCCUCCUCGCAAGGUCCAGAGGCUUUUGGAAUGGCCAAGCGAAGAUCGCGAGAACCGAGCUUCUCGUCGGAUCCAGUCUUUGAAGCGCAUGUGAAUGCUGUCGCAUGCCGAGCAGCUCGUAGCAUCGGUCGACAACGCAGCCUGGAAAUCUCCAGCCACAUCUUGCGCAGUAGACCUGUCGAUGUGCGAGGGAGGUCAUACGGCCUUAGCAGGAGCGACCCUUCGCUGCGCGGGAGAUGCCGAGCGUGCUCCGCGAGUACUGAUCACGAAUGGGAUGCCCUUGUCGGUACCUUGCUCCUGGAAUCCGCUCCUGCUCCACCAGCGGUGCCUUGA
This is a messenger RNA of Ceraceosorus bombacis, 1487 nucleotides long. The record is from the annotation of a GenBank genome assembly. Lineage: Eukaryota; Fungi; Basidiomycota; Exobasidiomycetes; Ceraceosorales; Ceraceosoraceae.